Molecule: messenger RNA, 2200 nt
Organism: Nothobranchius furzeri (turquoise killifish)
Lineage: Eukaryota; Metazoa; Chordata; Actinopteri; Cyprinodontiformes; Nothobranchiidae
Gene: alg8
Product: ALG8 alpha-1,3-glucosyltransferase
Biological process (GO): protein N-linked glycosylation
Cellular component (GO): endoplasmic reticulum membrane
Molecular function (GO): dolichyl pyrophosphate Glc1Man9GlcNAc2 alpha-1,3-glucosyltransferase activity
Source: RefSeq, a predicted model, not a curated record
UAAAGUUUUGAAAAAAAAAAAACAAGUUUUCAACAUGGCGGUCCAGUCGGACGGCUGGAGCUGGUUCCUGCCGUUAGCAGCGGGAGUUUCGCUGUUUAAAUGCUUAUUCAUCAACGCUUAUCGUUCCACAGACUUUGAGGUGCACAGGAACUGGUUAGCCAUCACACACAGCCUGCCAGUGUCCAGCUGGUACCAUGAGAACACAUCAGAGUGGACUCUGGACUACCCGCCGCUGUUCGCCUGGUUCGAGUUUGGACUGUCGAAGGUGGCGCAGCACUUUGACAAGAACAUGCUGCUGGUGGAGAACCUGAACUAUGCCAGUCCAGAGACGGUGAUGUUCCAGAGGCUUUCAGUCAUCUUCACCGACCUGGUUUUUAUCUUCGCUGUCAGAGAGUGCAGCAGGUGCGUCCAGGUGCAGAAAGUGUCCCGGGAUAUUUUGGACCAGCCGUCUUUUGUCCUUUCUGUGUUGCUGCUGUGGAACUUUGGCCUCUUUGUCGUUGACCACAUCCAUUUCCAGUAUAACGGCUUCCUGUUCGGCUUCCUGCUGCUGUCUGUGGCUAAACACCUGCAGUCUGAGCACCUGCAGGGGGCGCUGCUGUUCUCCAUCCUGCUCAACCUGAAGCACAUUUAUCUGUAUGUGGCUCCGGCGUACGGUGUCUACCUGCUGAGGGACUACUGCUUCACUCGGGAUGUCAAAGAUGGAUCCAUCGGGUGGAGGAGCUUCAGCCUACUGCGCCUGCUGGUUCUGGGUGGUAUCGUGGUCUCCGUCUUCACCCUGUCCUUCGGUCCGUUCCUAGUCAUGGGUCAGCUUCCUCAGGUUCUGUCUCGGCUCUUCCCCUUCAAACGGGGCCUCUGUCACGCCUACUGGGCCCCGAACAUCUGGGCCCUUUACAACAUCCUGGAUAAGGUUCUGGUGGUUCUGGGUGUUCGUCUGAAGCUGCUGCAGGAGGCGGAGCUUCCCCGAGCCUCCAUGACGGGUGGGUUGGUCCAGGAGUUCCAGCACUCAGUCCUCCCCUCCAUCUCUCCCGCCACCACUCUCUUCUGCACCCUCCUCUCCAUCCUGCCAGCGGUGGUGUCCAUUUGGCGGCGUCCUCGUGGAGCUCGUGGCUUCCUGCGCUGUCUGUUGCUCUGUGCACUCGGAUCCUUCAUGUUCGGUUGGCAUGUCCACGAGAAAGCCGUCCUCCUGGUCAUCCUGCCGCUCAGCAUCCUCGCCGUGGAGAGCAGAGAGGAUGCUGGGAUAUUCCUGCUGCUGAGCACCACGGGACAUUACUCCCUGUUCCCGCUGCUCCACACCCCCGCAGAGCUGCUGAUCAAAGUGUGUCUGAUGCUCAUGUUCACCACCUUCUCCUUCACCGCUCUCAGGAGGCUUCACCGUGGUAAGGGGUCUCUGCUUCGUCCUCUGGAGGUCUUCUACCUGUUGGGCCUGGUUGCCGUGGCGAUUGCCUGUGAGGUGGUUUUCCCGCUGUCACCGUGGAAACGCAGACUGCCGUUCCUCCCCCUGCUGGUGACCUCGGUGUACUGCUCCGUGGGCGUCUGCUACUCGUUCCUGCGUCUUUACCUCAGCCUGUGGCGAUCCGACUGCAAAGCCAAACAGCCGUGAGAACGUACGUCUGAGAGGUCACAGGUCAGAUCCCACACAUGCCCACGCCACCCAACACCACCUGGCUGUGAGCAAGGCACUGACGCACCAACAACCUCAUCAGGAGAGGAUUGGAGUCUCUGGUUCUGGAUCCUCUGAAGGAAAACGUACAGAACUGAGUUCUGGACCUAUUUUUUGGCCUGGUUCUGUUCCUCAGGUUCUUCUGUCCAAUCCUUAAUAGAACCCCCCCCCCCCUUACCGAGACGAUGUGUUCCUGCUCUUCUUUGUUCUGCUUCCGAGGAUGGGUUCUGAGACUUGGAGGUCCAGACGGUUUACACCAAGCUGACCUGAGAACAGCAAACCCAUCCUGCGGACACCGUGGACCAAAACGUUUCAUUUAGAUGUCGGUACCGUUCCAGCUGCUCGGGUCUGGUUCUGGACAAACUUAAAGAUUCUGGGAAGAGUUUGAGACCUGCUGUAGCUUUUUGUGAGAUUAGAAUCUAAUUUAGUCGCUGAUGGCUUUUCUGCAUCAGAACGUGUCUAAGACCAGAGUUCCUUCACUGUGAAACGGUAAGACCAGCUGAUUCAGUAAAGAUGUAAUAAAACACGAUUCAAGCUUCA